This is a messenger RNA of Acaulospora morrowiae, 399 nucleotides long. The record is from the annotation of a GenBank genome assembly. Lineage: Eukaryota; Fungi; Glomeromycota; Glomeromycetes; Diversisporales; Acaulosporaceae.
AUGUUCAAAGGAGAACCUGGAGAAAAAGUUAAAGUAUGGCUGUGUCAAACAAAGAAUGUCCUAUAUGCCCAAGGCAUCAUGGAAGAAAGAGCCAUGCACUCUUUAUUGUUGUACCAAGUCAACCUCCACAUUGACUGGAGAACCAAUAUGCACUCUCUCAACGAUGGACCAUGCAAUAUCAAAGUCUCUGCUAGUAUCUUCCAGACUCCAAAGAAACCUGAGUGUUAUUCCUUUCUCAUUUCCAGACACCAACUUGCCAGAACACCUACCGAUGAAGAAAUAUUUGCUGUAUGUGCUACCUUUGAAGAAGCCAUCCCAGAGAAAUCAAGUCUCUCUUCUGAAGAAGCUGCCAUUCUGAAAGAAUUUGUUGAUAUUUUUUCUGCCAAAUUGCUUAACUAA